Camelina sativa (false flax) is the source of this 597-nucleotide messenger RNA. NCBI's taxonomy places the organism in Eukaryota, Viridiplantae, Streptophyta, Magnoliopsida, Brassicales, Brassicaceae. The record is from RefSeq and is a predicted model, not a curated record.
AUGGUCGCCGUUUCUACGCCGGCGCCGGAGUCUUCCACGGUUGCUACGGCACCGAUAACUUCUCUGUUGCUUCCUAGAGGCUUCGUAUUUGAACCGAGUGAUGAACAAUUGCUAUUUUACUAUUUGAGGAGGAAGCUGUUGAACAAAAGCUAUCCCAAUGCAAUUGCUGAUGUCGAGUUCUACAACCACGAUCCCUGGGAUUUAAUAGCCAAAUCCAGGCUGAAAUCAAACUGUGUGUGGUACUUCUUCUCUCGUAAGAGCACUGCUGGUGAAACAAAACGGAGCACUCCAAGCGGGAUAUGGGUUUCAGGAGGUGAUAAGAAAGUGCUAACCGAUAAGAGCAGCACAAGCACUGGUCUAAAGACUUCAUUCAACUUCUUUCCUGAGAGUGAAUCAAACGACGUGGAGCAUGAUGCGAUUGUUUUGUGCAAGGUCUCCGUGAGUCUUGCUAUCAAGGUUGAAGAGAUCAUUUCGGAAGAACUAUUCAUAGGACCAUGCGAAGGCGAAUGUGUAUUGAACCGAGAAGCAAGUGUACCUCCUUUAUCAUCCUCUUCCUCUGUCUCUGACGAUGAGGCCCGAUACAGGCUGAUUGUGUGA